Molecule: messenger RNA, 2883 nt
Organism: Ceratina calcarata
Lineage: Eukaryota; Metazoa; Arthropoda; Insecta; Hymenoptera; Apidae
Product: kanadaptin
Exons: 6
Coding region: 481-2631 (716 amino acids)
Molecular function (GO): protein binding
Source: RefSeq, a predicted model, not a curated record
AGGAUAGUGGUUUGCUUUUGUUUGCUUUCUAUUUCUUACUUGAGUGGCAAAUAUAUUGGAGAGAGGGCAUCAAAAAGUAAUUUCUCCUCGGUGGCGUCCAGUAGGUGCUGCCGUUUUGGUGGUCCUGAAAAGAACCGUCUUCGAGAAUGCGAUAGUGUAGUAGUCAGCCCAACACUGGUAGUAGUCGUAGUAGUUGUACUCGUGUGCGUCGUGCGCGUCAGUGUCAGUGAGCGUCGUAAAACGUUAUGUUCGUUAUUGCGAUUACAAUGAAAGUGCGCGGAAACAACUAUUAUACGUUUGUUUAUCCAUGAAUUUCUUGACAACUAACUACCGAAACGAUUUUCAUAAAUCUUGUUGCGUUCGAUUUGUUAUCGUACGACUCGGGUUGUGAAAAAGAAAUUUUCAACAUUUGUUUCGAAGUCUCCGAGUUGUUAUUGUUGAAAUCGUACCAAUUCCUGUUCUGUUUUUUUACAAACCGCAAUGGAAAUACACUCGGAGGAAUUUGUACGAGAAUUCGAAAAGAGCGAGCUACCGGCAAACGAUGGUCUUAGGAAUGAUGAAAAUGAAAGUAAAAUAGAAAGUACGAUUCACAAUGAAACUCGUAACCUUAGUUAUGUCGCGCCGGGAAACGGUGCGGAACACUGCACGAACGAUCUUGUUGAUGGGACCGACAAUACAGCGACAUUCAAGAAGCCUGUUUCGGUUGGUUCGAAACGAAUUCGGUCGGAGUGCAAAGCUUCGAAGAUAUCAGAUGCAUCGUGUGCAUCAUGUUCGUCCGUAAAUAAGGACCAAUGUCCGGAUAGUUCGCAGCACGUACCUUUGUCUUACGUAGAACCGUCAUGGGGAGGAAAGCCGACAGUAGAUUAUAAAAUGGAAAUACUCAAGUCUGGAGUUAUUAUCGAAACGAUUUCGCUGGUUGAACACAGUUUUUACGUCGUCGGACGCUUACCCUCCUGUCACUUGUCUCUCGCUCAUCCUACUAUUUCGAGAUAUCAUGCAAUUCUGCAAUACAGAGCGAAAGCAUCGGAAGAAGACGAGGGACAUUCGAAAGGUUUCUACAUUUAUGACUUAGGGAGUACUCAUGGUACUUACUGGAAUGGCAACCGCAUAAAACCUAAGAUCUACGUGAGAUUACGAGGAGGCCAUAUGCUCGGAUUUGGUUGCAGUCAAAGAAAGUAUAUUUUACAAGCACCACAAGAGGAUCAAGAGGAAGAGUCUCCGUACAGUGUGACGCAGUUGAAGGAAAUGAGAGCAUCCGAAUUGGAAAAGCGUAUACAAAAAGCACGUACCGGAGAAUAUCGACCGGUCGAAGAGGAGGAAAGCGAAGGCAUCGAUUGGGGAAUGGGCGAGGAUGCGGAUGAGGAAACGGAUUUACAAGAGAAUCCUUAUGCUUGUAUCACGGAUGAAGAUUUGGUGUUGGAAGAUCCGAAAAAAACGUUGAGAGGAUGGUUCGAAAGAGAGGGAUAUGAUCUUCGUUAUCAAACGGAAGAGAAAGGACUUGGCCAAUUUCUCUGCUGGGUAGACCUUCCUAUGGAGGAUGUCAUCGGUCAUUCCCUCAGAGCGGAGGCCCUCGUAAAAGGUAAGAAGAAAGAAGCGGUUGUACAAUGUGCGUUGGAAGCUUGUAAAAUUUUGGAUAAACACGGACUGUUGAGGCAAGCAAAUCAUGAAGCGAGAAAAAGGAAGACUAGAAAUUGGGAGGCUGAAGAUUAUUACGACUCGGACGAAGACAAUUUUUUGGACAGAACGGGUUCGAUAGAAAAGAAACGGACACAAAGAAUGAAAUUAGCUGGACGAUUGGAAGAGAAAGCAGAGACGUACGAUUCGUUGCUCGAGAAGCAUGAACUAGUCGCGAAACGAAUAUCGGAGUUGUCGAAUUCGCUUGAAAAUUGGCAACGUAAAUUAACGAAUAGCGAAAACGAAAGUACCGAGGAGGAUGCUUUGGAUGCUUUCAUGUCGAACUUGAGUUCGAGUUCGUCCCUCCUGUCCAAAGACGAUGUUGCCAAAAUAAAGCUCGAAUUACAAACUCUUCGAAAAGAAGAGGCAAGUUUGAUAAAGUUAUUGAACUUGACGCGUCCAGCAAAUUUACCGCCGCUGCCUCUCUCCGCACACGAGAAAGACGAAACGGAAACAAGCGAGGCCAAAUCAACGGUGGUCGUCGCUCAAGGGGCAUCAUCCGAAAAGAACGGAUCUCAGUCAUCUUUGUUUCAUCGUCGAAACAUCAUGCACAAGAAAGAAACGAAUCGUGAUGCAGAUAGAAGUAGCGAAACGAAGGUUGUUGCAUCAAGUGCUGUUAGUGAUGAAAUAACGAAAGCGGAAUCGAUGGAAGAAGUGGACAACAGUGAUGACGACGACCAGUCGACUUCGACCGAUUCGUCGCACGCUUCGUCGAGUAAAGCACGAUCCGAUGCAGCGGCGAGCGUUGCUCCAAAAAGCUCUAGUAAUAGUGAACGCAUGGAAGAAAUUGGAAGGCGACAAGAGCAUUCAGUUCGAAUAACGAAAAAGCCUCGUCGAAAGGAACAAGAGAUACAUUGCGAUCAAGACGCAUACGCGGAUAAUUAUUCCACGUGGGUGCCACCAGAAGAUCAAGCGGGAGAUGGAAAAACGAGUCUGAACGAAAAAUACGGAUAUUGAAAUACUUUCGAACUGCGUUUUGCGUACUUCUAUACUCAGACAUUUCUAACGAACGAGUUGCAAAGUGUGGUGCUCUUAUCAUUCAUCUACCAUUUUUGCAACAUGUAAAUAAUACAAUAGCAACUUUGCUUUUAGUCUUUCAUUUUUAAUUUCCAUUCUAAUUUAUGAGAGCAAAAUAUAAAUACAUUUAUAAUAUGUACGUGAUAAUCUGUAAUCGCGAUGUACGUUGAGAAUAAACAACAGUCGCUACAA